Anguilla rostrata (American eel) is the source of this 4438-nucleotide messenger RNA. It is a transcript of the gene cacng2a, whose product is annotated as calcium channel, voltage-dependent, gamma subunit 2a. Gene Ontology annotation, molecular function: channel regulator activity; voltage-gated calcium channel activity. Gene Ontology annotation, biological process: transmission of nerve impulse; regulation of AMPA receptor activity; calcium ion transmembrane transport. Lineage: Eukaryota; Metazoa; Chordata; Actinopteri; Anguilliformes; Anguillidae. Bases 1936 to 2907 code for a protein of 323 amino acids. The record is from RefSeq and is a predicted model, not a curated record. The transcript has 4 exons. Gene Ontology annotation, cellular component: postsynaptic density membrane; AMPA glutamate receptor complex; voltage-gated calcium channel complex.
ACAAGAGCUCGACGAAGAGUGAAGCGCGGCGCUCAAUUGGUGUGAAAAAAAAAGAAAUCUUAAAAAUAAACGAGGGGAAUUUGCGCAGACACGCAUGAGAAGAGCCAUCACCCGAGAUAAAGACGGAGAAAUCAAAUGUGCAGCGCUGACACUGACAACCCCAAUACACUGGCUCCAAUCUGUUCCCCCCUUGACUGCUCUCGGGCUGUGUGGUGUCGGUGUGGCGUGGUGUACCGUGGAUCUUUUCUUCUGGCUGUGUCUUUUUUUUUUUCCUUCAGCCUCCCACCCUCCCCAUCUCUCCACUUCUAUCUGAACGUUCAAGAAAAAAGGGAGGCAUAAAAUAAGGAUUGCUGCCGUGUUUUGUUUCAUUUAAAAAAUAUAUAUUUCCCUUUUCUUUAUAAUUCAUUUGGCACCAUUUUUUUUAUUUUACAUGGCGCAAGGGCUAUGCAAGCGGGUUGGCUCUGGUUCCGGUUUUGGGUGUGAUACAACAGCCGCGGAUUUGGAUACCCGAGCUGCAGCUACAGCAAUACUACAGGCGUGGAGCGGUUCCGGCGGCGCCCCCGCCUCGUCCUCUUCUUCUACCCGGCUGUAUGCCGAGUAAUGGUCGGUUUGCCUUGGUGGAUGAACCCCGCUCUCCCCGGAUCGUCGUCGGUACCUCUCCUGACAGUAGAUUCAUAUUUCCUGUGGAAACCUUCUACGAGCUAGGAGCUACAUAUGGAAACUGGAGAUCAGAAUUUUAGAAAAAAGGAAAUCUAGCGGUUGUUAUUUUAUUUUUACGACUUCAUUUUAUCUGUUGUUUGCUUAUUUAUUUACGGGGGUUGAUUGCUUCAUCCCGCCAUUGAUUUUGUUUGUUAAAUUUAUGUUAGCCCCUUGAUUAUGUAUUUAUUCGUUUAUAAUUGAUCCGGGGGACGUAGCCUAUUUGAAUUAAUUUAUCUGUGUAGUUGGUUCUUUAUUUUGUUACAUUUAUCCCGACCCUUCUUUUCCCGUCCCUGCUUCUCCCCGUUUCCCCCGUUAAUAAUAGGCAGUUAAAUGUGUGUGCAUAUAUAGGCUACAUUCUGUAGACAGAUACCAAGCAAGGUAGACAGAUAUAGGCAGUCUAUAGUCAGGCUAUAACGCGCGUUGGAAAAAAAUUAGAAGUAGCCUUUAGACACACAAACAACUAAUAUCCUUAAUUAGCCUGCGUUCCUUAAAAUUGUUUAUUGACGUGCUUGUUAAAACCGUGGUGCAUACAAGCCUGCCAUUGCUCUAACCUCACACCUCCACCCUCACCGCCCUUUGAAUUAAACGCUUAACUCAGAGCCGUACUAAUGUACUGUACACACAUGCCAGGCUGAACACAUCAACAUACAAGUUGGCUUUGGAGAGAGACACGUGCUAAUUUGCUUUUUACAAGUGGGACCGAACAAAUUGCUUUAUUCCUACGAAUAUUCCGUUUACAAACCCAUAAUCAUUCAUCCACAGUGAAUUUCCGAAGAGAUAUAUCAGCGUUAAAAAUGUAUUUGCGUUUUUUUCUUUAGCAGCUAAACUGACUUAAACACUCCGCUGAAUUGCUGUCUCUUGGAAUUGGUGGUUUGUCGCCAUUACGAGACGAGCAGUUGUAAAAUAUAAGUGGUAUUUCUUAACCGCCCAGUUUGGCGACUCCAAUAUCGUUUGCUUUCAGUAACAUUUAGGCUACUCUUCAAAAACUGUUCAAAAGGCUAAACUCUAGCUGCCCAAUGCUUUCACCUUAACCUGACCUAUUACAGCUCCAUAUUUCUCUCUUCUUCUGUCAUUAUAAAUAUAACAAUCAUAAGAUUCCUACCACGACGCCUCCCCUGCCUUUUCUAUAAUCGAAGACACCCCAUUUCUGGCUAGGUUUGGUCCCGUAAAUUUACAAAUAUUUAUUUCCUGUACGUCAAGAGGAAAGGGGGUCCCCCUUUCAUAGAAUGCGGAAACAUGGGUCUGUUUGACCGCGGAGUUCAGAUGUUAUUGACCACUGUCGGCGCCUUCGCCGCCUUCAGUCUCAUGACUAUAGCAGUGGGCACGGACUACUGGCUUUACUCACGUGGCGUAUGCAAGAUCAAGAUGGUCAACGAGAACGAGACCAGCAAGAAGAACGAGGAGGUCAUGACCCACUCGGGACUGUGGAGGACGUGUUGCUUGGAAGGAAACUUUAAAGGGCUGUGUAAACAGAUAGAUCAUUUUCCAGAAGACACGGAUUAUGAGGCCGACACCGCUGAAUACUUCUUACGCGCGGUGCGGGCCUCCAGCAUCUUCCCCAUCCUCAGCGUCAUCCUGCUCUUCAUGGGGGGGCUGUGCAUCGCCGCCAGCGAGUUCUACAAGUCCCGCCACAACAUCAUCCUCAGCGCCGGGAUCUUCUUCGUGUCAGCAGGCCUCAGUAACAUCAUAGGGAUCAUCGUGUACAUAUCAGCCAACGCGGGGGACCCCUCCAAGAGUGACUCCAAGAAGAACAGCUACUCGUACGGCUGGAGCUUCUACUUCGGGGCGCUGUCCUUCAUCAUCGCCGAGAUGGUGGGCGUGCUGGCGGUGCACAUGUUCAUCGACCGGCACAAGCAGCUGCGGGUGGGCGCCCGGACCCCCGACUACCUGCAGAGCUCGGCCAUCACGCGCAUCCCCAGCUACCGCUACCGCUACCGCCAGCGGUCCCGCUCCAGCUCCCGGUCCACCGAGCCCUCGCACUCCCGCGACGCCUCGCCCGUGGGCCUCAAGGGCUUCAACACCCUCCCCUCCACCGAGAUCUCCAUGUACACCCUCACCCGGGACCCGCUGAAGUCCUCCGGCACCCCCACCGCCACCUACAACUCCGAGAGGGACCACAACUUCCUGCAGGUCCACAACUGCAUUCAGAAGGACCUGAAGGACUCCGCCCACACUAACACAGCCAAUCGUCGCACCACCCCUGUAUGAGGCUGCCCCCCCCCGGAGGAAAGGGGUGGGGGGGAGGGGAAUGAGGAGGGGGGGGGGGGGGGGGUUGGAGAGAAGGGAACGGAGGAUGCCCCACAUUAUAAAGAUAUAAUGAUAUAUGAGUUUCCAUGUUGAAAAAAAAAGAAAAAUGUUUAAAAAAAGAAAAAUGCAUGAUUUUCCCCAUCUACCGUUAUUUAAACAAAUUUAAAAAAUGUCUGUAAAGAUUUGAAGUGAAAUGGGAGUGGUCGAGCGGGAGUGUGGGUAAUGAAGUCCUGAGAGCGGGGUUAUCUUCUGUUUGGAGCAGGGCUGGGUAACGAGGGCGGGGGCCAACGAGGAGGAAGGGAAGGUCAGCUUGUAACUUUGAUUUCGAUUUUGACUUUUCGCUUCUCUCCUCCGUCCAGAUGGGACUGCAAGCUCUCCCUCCCUCCCCCCUGCCCCCUCACCUCACUUUUUAUUUAUAAAUCUACUGAUUUAUUUGAUUUUUCUUUUAUUUUUUUUUUGCAUUGAAACUGUGAACCACAGCAGCUUUGGGUCUGAAAGGGAGUAACCCAAACCGCAAACUCUUAUAAAUACAUGUAUUGAUUUUAUAUAUAAAUAUAUAAGUUAAUAAAUGACAGACAGACUUCCUGACGCAAAAACAAGCCAACAAAGUCAUCGUGGAAAUGCAAACAAGUGAAAAGACUCAUCUUGACUAACUGCUUUAAGGACUAUAAAAAGAGGAAAUGCAGAUACUCUGCCAUCACAGCUGCUGAGAAACACACAAAAAAAUGUGUAAAGUCAAUGUUAGACAAAUUCUAUUCUUUUAACAGAACCUUCUCGUCUUUUUCUGGGGCCCUGUUCACUUUCUUUUUUGGUUGUCACAGGAGAGUGAGUCCAAAUCUAGCCCUUCUAUGGACACCAGCUACAUUUUAAAAAAGCAAAAUGAAAGGGUGAGAGCUUCACUGAAAAAAGAAAGGGUAGCAGGGAGAAAAAGAAGAGGACGCAGAAUAAGAGACCAACACUUGCAAAAAGACAACCAAGACGACAAAUCGACAAGUACGAGCUACUACAAGAAAUGAAGCUAUUUGACUCACAAAUAAAGAAAUUUACAUGCAUGCUAAAAUUACAGUGAAUCUGCUCUUGAGAAACUUAAGUUUUAGAAAAUAAUUAUAAUAAGGGGGAAAGUGACAACGCAAAACUUUUUAAAUGUUACUGUUGUGUGUGUAAUUUUGUUUGUUUUUUUGGUUUUUUUUGGAAAGGGGGGUGGGGAUUUCAUUUUCUGCUUUGAGUGAAACAAAUCAAACUGCAGCAAACAAAAGGCCUUUUUUAAAUGCUGGUUUAUUUAUAUAUGUAUGUAUGUAUGUAUGUAUAUUAUUUUUAAAUUUCACACAGCCUUAGUAAUUCUCUUUCUUUUUUCAUUUUUUUGAGUUGCGUUGUUGUUUAAAUGAACAAAAAAAAAAAAUCUUUAAAGGUGCCAAAAACCAAAUGGUCCUAAAGUUGGAUGCAUUAAGUCCUGGAGAUAAUAAAAUUGAAACCCCAGAGGGAGCAAAAACAA